Messenger RNA from Zeugodacus cucurbitae (melon fly), 895 nucleotides. RefSeq names its product farnesol dehydrogenase. The coding region runs from base 66 to 809 and encodes 247 amino acids. The transcript has 2 exons. Lineage: Eukaryota; Metazoa; Arthropoda; Insecta; Diptera; Tephritidae. The record is from RefSeq and is a predicted model, not a curated record.
UGGGCUUGUAACUACAUUCCGUUACUAUACGGUAAUUAAAACAAUUGUAACGGUAAAAAGAAAGCAUGGAACGUUGGCAGAAUCGUGUAGCUGUCGUUACAGGCGCUAGUGGUGGCAUCGGCGCCGCUGUAGCCAAAUAUCUCGCAACAAACAAGUUGGUGACAAUCAAUCUCGAUGUGAAUAUUCAAGGCUACGAUGCUGUGCGCGCUGAGGUGAGUCCCGAGGUAGGGAAACGUAUGCAUUGCAUACGUUGUGAUUUACGCAAGGAGGCUGAGAUUAAAGCCGCCUUUAAGGAGAUCGAGAAGAAUUUUGGACCUAUAUCCGUGUUGGUCAACAAUGCGGGUGUGCUAGUGAAUACCAAGCUAUUGACGGAGAAUAAUACGGAGGACUUGUUAAAAAUGGUCGAAACGAAUCUUUUAGCUGCGGUUUAUUGCACACGCGAAGCAUUUCGCUCGAUGAAGGCGAACGGUAUCGAUGGGCACGUCUUUCUAAUGAAUAGUUUGUGUGGCCAUAAGGUGCCAAUACAGCCGGACAUAAAUCUGAAUUUAUAUUCACCUACAAAAUUCGCGAUUACUGCGCUCACCGAAAUGUAUCGGCAAGAGUUUUUGUACCAGAAUACAAAAAUUAAAGUAACGAGCAUAAGUCCUGGUCAAACUGCGACUAAUAUCACGAAGGAAGUUUCGGUGCCGGCCUUUGAUGCACAUCUUAGCCCCAAUGAUAUUGCCGAUACAAUAAUUUACUGCCUACAAACGCCAGCACAUGUACAAAUCCAUGAUUUAGUGAUAAAACCGAUUGGUGAAACGCUUUAAGCGUUUUAAAUGAAUCAGAAAGAGAAAUAAUAAAAUUUAAGUGCAACGAUUUUUAGUUACGCAACAAAAGUGCGUCACUUUAGUAA